AUCGCUGUUACGAUUUACGACCGCACUCCUGGGUGAGUUCGUUUUUUACUUAAACAGACUUGCAAGCAGUUUUAAAUUAUAUCUUCCCUUUUUUUUCAAAUUCAUUCGGAGUUCAUUUAGAAAUAAGUUAUUAAAAUAUAAAACUCCUAUAAAUUGGGUUUUUGUGAGUUGAAUUUGACUGAAUUUGACUAUUGCUUUUGGUGGGCGGAUAUGAAAAUGACAGCCAUAUAGAUAUUUAGAUAUAUAUACUGAUACAGACGUGUGUAUAAAAAAGCAAGCUUGACACAGCACGACAGUCUGCACAACUUGUAUGCCUUGGUCCUUCGUGGCUUCGUCAGCCAGUUUACAUGUUUUGAUGUGUGUGUCUGACGUUUGUGUUCAAGCCAGUAUUUAGUUUUGUCAAGUUGACGAUUGACUUAAUGCCAACUGGUAUCAUUGUGACACGUAAAAACGCUUUUAUACAAAAUUAAACAAAUAGUGCCUAUAAAAUCUAAUAUUUGUGAUUUCAUUAAUUUUCCAUAAAGCUGUUAGUUACGAAUAAAAACGAAAUAAAUAAAUCGAAAUAACUGAGGUGUGAUAAAUUGCAGCAAUGACGCAGCUACUACCUAUAAGGUUUCAGGAACAUCUUCAGCUCACUGCUGUGGGAAUAAAUGCCAACAAUGUCAGCUUUAAUACCCUUACAAUGGAGUCUGAUAAAUUCAUUUGUGUACGUGAAAAAGUUGGUGAUACAUCGCAAGUUGUUAUUAUUGAUAUGAAUGACUCGGGAAAUCCGAUAAGACGACCAAUAUCUGCUGAUUCAGCAAUAAUGAAUCCAGCAAGUAAAGUUAUUGCCUUAAAAGCACAAAAAACACUUCAAAUAUUCAAUAUCGAAAUGAAAUCAAAAAUGAAAGCGCACACGAUGACUGAGGAUGUUGUCUUUUGGAAAUGGAUAUCACUAAAUACACUAGCACUUGUAACUGAACAAUCAGUUUAUCAUUGGUCAAUGGCAGGUGAUUCUACACCAACGAAAAUGUUUGAUCGUCAUGCAUCUCUCAAUGGCUGUCAAAUAAUAAAUUAUCGAACUGAUUUAAAACAAACAUGGCUUUUGUUAAUUGGUAUUUCAGCCCAACAUAAUCGUGUUGUUGGAGCAAUGCAUCUAUAUUCAGUAGAGCGCAAUUGUUCUCAGCAAAUCGAGGGUCAUGCUGCAUCAUUUGCUCAAUUUAAAAUGGAAGGUAAUGCCGAGCCGAGUAAUUUAUUUUGUUUUGCCGCUAGAACUGUCCAAAGUGCUAAGCUUCAUAUAAUCGAAGUUGGUCAACCACCAGCGGGUAAUGCACCAUUCCAAAAAAAGGCUGUUGAUGUUUUUUUUCCACCUGAAGCUGGCAAUGACUUUCCUGUUGCCAUGCAAGUUAGUUCUAAAUACGAUGUUAUCUAUCUCAUAACUAAAUAUGGCUAUAUUCAUAUGUAUGACAUUGAAUCAGCCACUUGCAUAUAUAUGAAUCGUAUUUCUGGAGAAACAAUAUUUGUAACAGCACCACAUGAAGCCUCUGGUGGUAUCAUUGGAGUUAAUCGCAAGGGUCACGUUCUUUCUGUGUCUGUUGAAGAAGAAAAUAUAAUUCCUUAUAUCAAUGGAGUAUUACAAAAUCCGGAACUUGCACUACGAAUGGCUGUAAGAAAUAAUUUGUCAGGAGCUGAAGAUCUUUUUGUCAGAAAAUUUAAUAUGCUUUUCCAAAAUGGUCAGUAUGCAGAAGCAGCUAAAGUUGCUGCAAAUGCACCAAAAGGUAUUUUACGUACUCCAGCAACAAUUCAACGUUUUCAACAGGUACCAGCAACCCAAGGCCAAACAUCUCCACUUCUUCAGUAUUUUGGUAUCUUACUGGAUCAAGGACAAUUAAAUAAAUAUGAAUCAUUAGAGUUGUGCCGCCCAGUCCUCGUCCAAGGUCACAAGCAACUUCUAGAAAAAUGGCUAAAAGAAGACAAGCUUGAAUGUAGCGAAGAACUCGGUGAUUUAGUGAAACAAGCGGAUCCAACUCUUGCUUUGAGUGUUUAUCUUCGAGCUAAUGUUCCCAACAAAGUGAUACAGUGUUUUGCCGAGACUGGUCAAUUUCAAAAAAUUGUACUUUAUGCAAAAAAAGUAUCGUAUACACCAGAUUAUAUAUUUCUUUUAAGAAAUGUCAUGAGAAUAAAUCCAGAUCAAGGUGUUGCAUUUUCACAAAUGCUCGUUCAAGAUGAAGAGCCCCUUGCUGAUAUUAAUCAAAUUGUUGAUAUAUUUAUGGAGCAGAACAUGGUGCAACAGUGUACAGCCUUUUUACUAGAUGCCCUUAAAAAUAAUCGUUCAACUGAAGGAGCUUUACAAACUCGUCUUCUUGAAAUAAAUUUAGUAUCUGCGCCUCAAGUUGCUGAUGCAAUUCUUGGUAAUCAGAUGUUUACACAUUAUGAUCGUGCCCAUGUUGCACAACUUUGUGAAAAAGCUGGAUUAUUGCAACGUGCUUUGGAACACUACACUGAUUUAUAUGACAUAAAACGAGCUGUCGUUCAUACCCAUCUAUUGUCUUCUGACUGGCUAGUUGGAUUUUUUGGUACUUUAUCAGUGGAAGACUCACUCGAGUGUUUGAAAGCCAUGCUUACAGCAAAUAUUAGACAAAAUCUUCAAAUUUGUGUGCAAAUCGCGACAAAAUACCACGAACAAUUGACAACAAAAGCCCUUAUUGAUCUUUUUGAAAGCUUUAAAUCAUAUGAGGGACUUUUUUAUUUUCUUGGAUCAAUUGUUAAUUUCAGCCAAGAUCAAGAAGUACACUUUAAAUAUAUUCAAGCUGCUUGUAAAAUUGGGCAAAUUAAGGAAGUUGAGCGCAUAUGUCGUGAGAGUAAUUGCUACAAUGCCGAGCGAGUCAAAAAUUUUUUGAAAGAAGCCAAACUUUCAGAUCAAUUACCACUUAUUAUCGUUUGCGAUCGCUUUGAUUUUGUUCAUGAUCUCGUGCUUUAUUUAUACCGCAAUAAUUUGCAGAAAUAUAUUGAAAUUUACGUACAAAAGGUAAAUCCAUCUCGUCUACCAGUUGUAAUUGGUGGUCUUUUAGAUGUUGAUUGCUCUGAAGAUAUUAUCAAAAAUUUGAUCUUAGUAGUAAGAGGACAAUUUUCCACUGACGAAUUGGUUGAAGAAGUGGAAAAACGUAAUCGUCUUAAGCUACUUUUACCAUGGUUGGAAUCACGAGUUCAUGAGGGUUGUAUUGAACCGGCCACUCACAAUGCUCUUGCUAAAAUCUACAUUGACAGUAACAACAAUCCUGAACGAUUUCUUAAAGAAAAUCAAUUUUACGACAGUCGAGUCGUUGGUAAAUACUGCGAAAAACGUGAUCCACACUUGGCAUGCAUCGCUUACGAACGUGGCCAGUGUGAUCGUGAACUGAUAAGUGUUUGUAAUGAAAACAGUCUUUUCAAGAGUGAAGCCAGGUAUUUGGUAAGACGGAGAGAUCCCGAUCUUUGGGCUGAAGUUUUGCUCGAAAGUAAUCCUUACAAAAGACCAUUGAUUGAUCAGGUAGUUCAAACUGCUUUAUCUGAGACCCAGGAUCCUGAAGACAUAUCGGUUACUGUUAAAGCAUUUAUGACUGCUGAUUUGCCAAACGAAUUGAUCGAGUUGUUAGAAAAAAUUGUUCUUGACAGCAGUGUUUUCAGUGAUCAUCGCAAUCUUCAGAAUCUCUUAAUUCUGACAGCUAUUAAAGCAGAUCGUACCCGCGUCAUGGAAUACAUUAAUCGUUUGGAUAACUAUGAUGCUCCAGAUAUUGCUAAUAUUGCAAUAAAUAACGAGCUUUUCGAAGAAGCUUUUGCAAUCUUUAAAAAAUUUGAUGUCAACACAUCGGCGAUUCAGGUUCUUAUUGAACAAGUAAAAAAUCUUGAUCGUGCUUAUGAGUUUGCUGAGAGGUGUAAUGAACCCGCAGUGUGGUCACAACUCGCUGGAGCCCAGUUGCAACAAGGACUGGUUAAAGAAUCAAUCGACAGUUUUAUCAAAGCUGAUGAUCCAUCAGCCUACGUAAAUGUUGUUGAAACAGCGCGUCGUACAUCACAAUGGGAAGACCUUGUACGUUAUUUACAAAUGGCAAGAAAAAAAGCACGAGAAUCUUUCAUCGAAAGCGAACUGAUCUAUGCAUAUGCCCGGACAAAUCGACUUGCUGAUUUAGAGGAAUUUAUAUCAGGGCCGAAUCACGCUGACAUCCAAAAAAUUGGAGAUCGCUGCUUUGAUGACAGGAUGUACGAGCCUGCAAAGCUACUCUAUAACAAUGUUUCAAAUUUUGCAAGAUUAGCAAUAACUCUGGUACAUCUGAAAGAAUUUCAAGGAGCUGUUGAUUCUGCGAGAAAAGCUAACUCCACCAGAACAUGGAAAGAGGUUUGCUUUGCUUGUGUUGAUAGUGGUGAAUUUCGCCUUGCCCAAAUGUGUGGGUUACAUAUUGUCGUUCAUGCCGAUGAACUUGAAGAUUUGAUAAAUUAUUAUCAAGAUCGUGGUCAUUUUGAAGAACUAAUUAAUCUUUUAGAGGCCGCUCUUGGUCUUGAACGAGCUCACAUGGGUAUGUUUACCGAGCUUGCAAUUCUUUACAGCAAAUAUAAACCUCAGCGAAUGCGUGAACAUCUUGAGCUUUUUUGGUCGCGUGUUAAUAUUCCAAAAGUAUUGCGUGCUGCUGAACAAGCACACCUUUGGGCCGAGCUUGUUUUUCUUUAUGAUAAAUAUGAAGAAUAUGAUAAUGCAGUACUUGCCAUGAUGCAACAUCCGACAGAGGCAUGGCGAGAAGGACACUUCAAAGACGUCAUCACCAAAGUUGCCAAUGUUGAAUUAUAUUACAAGGCAAUUCAAUUUUAUGUUGACUACAAACCACUUUUAUUAAAUGAUAUUCUUUUGGUACUGUCACCUCGGAUGGAUCAUACGAGAUCAGUUGCAUAUUUCACAAAAACCGAACAUCUUCAACUUGUCAAGCCUUAUCUAAGAUCCGUACAAUCACUAAACAACAAAGCAAUAAAUGAGGCACUUAAUGGUUUACUCAUUGAUGAAGAAGAUUACCAGGGUUUGAGAACGUCAAUUGAUGCAUUUGAUAAUUUUGACAAUAUUGCACUUGCUCAACAGCUCGAGAAACACGAGCUUAUUGAGUUUAGAAGAAUUGCAGCUUAUUUGUACAAAGGCAACAACAGAUGGAAACAGUCCGUUGAGUUAUGUAAAAAAGACAGAUUGUUCCGUGAUGCUAUGGAAUACGCUGCGGAAUCAAAAAAUGCUGAAGUUGCAGAAGAACUUUUAGAAUGGUUUCUCGAGCGAGGUUCCAAGGAUUGCUUUGCAGCAUGCUUAUUUUAUUGCUAUGAUCUUCUACAUCCUGAUGUGAUACUUGAGCUUGCCUGGCGACACCAAAUUCUACACUUUGCCAUGCCCUAUCUUAUACAAGUUAUGCGCGAAUAUAUCACCAAGGUUGACAAACUUGAGGAGUCUGAAAGCAGGCGUGUUGAAGAAACUGACCAUCAAGACCACAAACCGAUUAUUAUGCCAGAACCACAACUGAUGUUGACGGCUGGACCAGGCAUGAUGGCGCCAGGAUAUGCCCCACAAGCAGUCUAUGGCAAUACUCCACCAGGUGUUUAUACAUCACCAGCUGCAGUCUACCAGGGGUACAGUAUAUAAAGUCUCGUCAACAAUAAUAUAUUUCACUGCAUCGAUGAAUAGUCUCAUAGGUUGAAUGGGCUGGAUUGAUGAUUGCGUGACGUGUAUCUAUAUAAUAUUUGUUAACUCUUAAGUAAUCAGGAGUAACAGAAAUAAAGUUUUAAAAAAAAUUAAAAAAGAACAUCAAAUAUAAUGUAAGCAAAUAAUAUACAUAAUACAAGUUAAAAAAAACAUUGAAGAUUGUUGAAUCUCUGGCAAUAUUCCUAUACAAAAUGGUUUUCGUCAGAGAAUUAUUGACUUGCGCAGUUUUCCGUUGAAAAUUACAUGCUCUAUGAAAAAUAUAAAAUUAUAUUCUAUAUUAAAAUUACCAAUAAUAAAACAUAUAGAAGUAUAUUACAUAAGACAAAAAAAAAUUGAAAAAUUAUUAUUUAAUAAUUAGUUUUAAUUAAUUAAUGUUAAUCAUUUAUGCGUAUCUAUCAUCUAAUUGCUGCUUGGAAUGACCUAUUAACUGGUGUUGAACAUAUAUUUGUUUGUUGAUAUAUUCAAUAUGUAUAUUUAUGGAUUAGCUAAAGCAAAAUAGUUUGAAUGAAAAUUUAGAAACUGAAGUGUGAUGAUACAGUUGAUGUCAUCAUAGUUUUUAUUACAAUAAGAUUUUUUUUUUUUCGGUAAAUAAAAGAAAAUAAAAACUAGAAUGUCAUGUCUUAAUCGAAAAAAUAAAAAUAGUAUUGUAAUAAUGAAUCAAUUAACAAUAUUAAAAUUAUCAGAAAAUAUAGAUGAAUUGAGUAAUAUUUUUUUCUUGUACACUUACAGGAACUGUUAUUGUUUAUAAGUUUGGAGUAGGUGUUUUUAAAUGUAUACAAUUUUUUUUUCUUCAAUUUAUUAACUUCAUUAUUAUUCAUUACAAGUUGAAAAUUUAUUUCUAUCUAUGUUAGAUUUUGUUUAGUUAACAAUCUUUGAAAUAAUGAAAAUGUAUUUGAAUUCGCUUUAUAAUUAAUAAUAAAAAUAGUUUAUGGCAAUUAAAAACAUGUCGACUUCAUAAAAGUAUCGUGAGACAAUCCGAUUACGAUUUCAAGAUUUUACAAUUAACAUACAAAGUUAGAAAGUAAUCGAUCAAUAAAUC
Molecule: messenger RNA, 6725 nt
Organism: Aphidius gifuensis
Lineage: Eukaryota; Metazoa; Arthropoda; Insecta; Hymenoptera; Braconidae
Gene: Chc
Product: clathrin heavy chain
Exons: 5
Coding region: 590-5626 (1678 amino acids)
Biological process (GO): receptor-mediated endocytosis; intracellular protein transport
Cellular component (GO): clathrin complex; cell cortex; clathrin coat of coated pit
Molecular function (GO): clathrin light chain binding; structural molecule activity
Source: RefSeq, a predicted model, not a curated record